AUGAGAAAGACUUCUUCUGCGGCUGAGGAUAACCUGUAUGACACCCUCCUGCCGAGAUCCAUUACAUCUGCAUCUAAUCUGUCUUCUUCUGUCAGCAGCAGCAACAACAGCAGCAGCAUCACAAAGAGAGAGAUCAUCACAGUAGAGAGCAGCAAAGGAGGAGAAACCCCAACUCUCUCAUCUCCAUCCUCCAAAAGCAAAACCACCAGCUACAGCUCAUACACUGAUGAUCUUCCCUCCACCCGCACCACCUCCUACACCAUUAGCACCAAGCCCAGUGAUGACUACAGCGACCGUCAAAGCUACUCUUACUCCAGACCAGACUCCAGUUAUGAGUACAGCAGUAUCACCAGUCCCACUGUCUACACCUCACAAUCAUACAGGAGCAACAGCAGGUCAGAUGACAUGGUAGAUUCAAUCUACCGUGAAUCCUCGAUGAAGAGUGUGUAUGCAGCUCCUAAGAGGGCGGUGCUUGAAAAAGACCUGUGCAGUUACUGCCGAAAACCCUUCUCUGGUGAUGCAAAAAUGGUUCUGGAUGACAUGAAGAUCAACUGCCACGCUUCCUGCUUUAAAUGCGAGGUGUGUAACAGCAAUCUCGGUAAUAUGAAAGCUGGGGACAGCAUGUGGAUCUACAAACGCAUGGUGCACUGUGAGAACUGCUUUGAGGUCACCAGAGAAAAAUGGCGACGCUGAGUUUCUCAUAAGCCUUCACUGGAGAUCCACGUUAUUACAGAUAAAAUGGAGAUUGCUGUUUAUCAAUAUGUUUUGGGUAACAUGGGUUCUCCUGUACUUAUAUUUUUACAAGCUGACAAAGCUUUAUCUAGGUGUUUUGACAAAUGACAGAUUAUGAAUAUAACGUUUUUAGUAUCAUGCACACACCAUUGCAGCUAGCUCUAACUGUGUUGUUGACAUCAUGAUAUUUCUGUCUCUGUAUUUACCCCUUUUUCAGAAAUGUGAGAUAGCUCUUCUGAUAUUGUCUUUUAGUCUGUAGCCUUUAGGAGGACUCUUGUAUGUAACAUAAAAGGAGAUAUUGCAAUAUUUAGGGCCGGGGGCUUUUUCUGUGUGCAAUAAAUGCAAUCAAUAUAUCUUUAUCUUAAUGUGUCAGCUCUUUUAGUUGCCCUGUUCUUUGUUCAUGUCAUUGUUUACUCUUUCAUUAUUUAUACGUAUGAUGA
Molecule: messenger RNA, 1172 nt
Organism: Perca flavescens (yellow perch)
Lineage: Eukaryota; Metazoa; Chordata; Actinopteri; Perciformes; Percidae
Gene: scel
Product: sciellin
Exons: 11
Coding region: 1-693 (230 amino acids)
Biological process (GO): epidermis development
Cellular component (GO): cytoplasm
Source: RefSeq, a predicted model, not a curated record